Aspergillus saccharolyticus JOP 1030-1 is the source of this 981-nucleotide messenger RNA. RefSeq names its product glycoside hydrolase family 43 protein. The transcript is spliced from 2 exons. Lineage: Eukaryota; Fungi; Ascomycota; Eurotiomycetes; Eurotiales; Aspergillaceae. Gene Ontology annotation, biological process: carbohydrate metabolic process. The record is from RefSeq and is a predicted model, not a curated record. Gene Ontology annotation, molecular function: hydrolase activity, hydrolyzing O-glycosyl compounds. Bases 1 to 981 code for a protein of 326 amino acids.
AUGCGGCCCACACAAGGCAUCCGUUGGCUUCUAGCAGCAGCAGCAGCAGCAGCAGUGCCGGCAUUUGGCUCCCCCAUUGCGCCUCGGUCCGCAGGCCCAUGGCUCGCCAUUGAUUCCGACUUCCCAGACCCGGGGUUUGUCCAAGGGGACGACGGGGCGUGGUAUGCCUUUGGCACGAACGGCAACGGCCGGACCGUGCAGGUGGCCACCUCUCCCGAUUUCGAGACAUGGACCUUGCUGGAUAAGGAAGCGAUGCCCACAUUGGCCGGCUGGGAGACGGCCGUCGACCACUGGGCUCCGGAUGUGGUGCGGCGGAACGACGGCAAAUUUGUCCUCUACUACUCCGGCGAAGCCAAAUCCGACCUGCGCCACCACUGCGUGGGCGUCGCCGUCUCCGAGACGACCGACCCGACGGGACCCUACAUCCCCAACGCGGAGCCGCUGAGCUGCCGGCUCGAGCAGGGCGGCUCCAUCGACGCGUCGGGCUUUUUGGAUCGCGACGGCAGCCGCUACGUGGUCUUCAAGGUAGACGGCAACAGCAUCGGCCACGGCGGCGACUGCAACAACGGGGUGGCGCCGCUCGUGUCCACGCCGAUCCUGCUGCAGAAGGUCGCCGAGGACGGCGUCACCCCGGUUGGUGACGCGGUGCAGAUUCUCGAUCGGGACGACAGCGACGGCCCGCUGGUCGAGGCGCCGAAUCUGAUUCUGCAUGGUGAUACCUACUUCCUCUUCUACUCGACGCAUUGCUAUACCGAUCCGAAGUAUGAUGUGCGCUGGGCGACGGCCUCGUCGAUCACGGGGCCGUACACGAAAUCGGGUCGUCAGUUGUUUGCCACGGGGCAGUGGAAUCUGACCUCCCCGGGGGGUGGGACGGUGUGUGGGUGUGGAGACCGUAUGUUGUUUCAUGGGUUCUGUGGGGAUAGACGGUGUACGUAUGCGGCGAAUUUGGAGAUUAGGGGGCUUGAUGUUGUUGUUCUAUGA